Molecule: messenger RNA, 910 nt
Organism: Nycticebus coucang (slow loris)
Lineage: Eukaryota; Metazoa; Chordata; Mammalia; Primates; Lorisidae
Gene: TSPO
Product: translocator protein
Exons: 4
Coding region: 157-777 (206 amino acids)
Cellular component (GO): endoplasmic reticulum; membrane
Molecular function (GO): cholesterol binding
Source: RefSeq, a predicted model, not a curated record
CCGCGCCGCUUGUGACACUCCUUUCAUGCGGGAAGCAGACAGGCCAGAUCGCGAAAGUUUUUGCCCAAAGCCAGUUAGAAGUCCUACUGGCCCUUGAACCCGGUCCUUGGAUCCCCAGCCCAGUGCUCAGGCGCGCUGUGGCCUGGACAGGAUUUAAUGUCAGCGGAGUCCCCUGGGGUCCGGUCUGAACCGCCCUCCCCGCUAUCCCCGCGCCCUCUUGCAAUCAAGAAUCAGAACCCAGAGCUUUCCAGAACAGCAGCAGCAACUAUGGCCCCAACCUGGGUGCCCGCUGUGGGCUUCACACUGGCGCCCAGCCUGGGCUGCUUCCUGGGCUCCCAUUUUGUCCGUGGCGAGAAUCUCCGCUGGUAUGCCAGCCUGCAGAAGCCUGCCUGGCACCCGCCCCGCUGGGCACUGGGCCCCAUCUGGGGCACGCUCUACUCAGCCAUGGGGUAUGGCUCCUACAUGGUCUGGAAAGAGCUGGGGGGCUUCUCAGAGGAAGCAGUGGUUCCCCUGGGCCUCUACACCGGCCAGCUGGCCUUGAACUGGGCAUGGCCCCCUAUCUUCUUUGGCGCCCGGCAGAUGAGUUGGGCCCUGGUGGACCUUCUGCUGACCAGUGGGGCAGCGGCAGCCACCACUGUGGCCUGGUACCAGGUGAGCCCACCAGCUGCCCGCCUGCUCUACCCCUACCUGGCCUGGCUGGCCUUUGCAACUGCGCUCAACUAUUGUGUAUGGCGGGACAACCGCAGCUGGCGUGGGGGCCGCCGGAUCCCGGAAUGAGUGCCUGGCCUGCUGAGGACUGUGACUGCCAUGAGCAGGUGCCAUUGGUGGUGGUGGCUGUCAUGCUUUUACACUCACUGUACCUGCUGCUCUGUCUGGGUCUCAGCCCAGGGGUAGCACAGCUUCAGAGAUG